AUGCGCAACUUGGUGUCGCUACAACGCCGCGUAUGGGCGCUUGAGGCAUCGUCACAAUCUGAGAAUCGGUGCGUUGCAUUUGCUUCAAUCCCUGGCGACGCUCAGGUAUUUUUCCUGCGCUCUAGUGGUCGCAUCGAGGCGCUACAGCUCGAUGAACAAGAUGCGCACUCACCGUCUAAAGACCUGGAGUUGUUCCUGGAUCUACGCGAGUUCGUGGAGGAUGACGACGCAUCUGCAGGUUGCUGGAGGUGGAUGAACUAUGUGGCAGAGUUGGGAACGCUAGUCUGCGCUUCUACAAGCGGUGCGCUAGUUUCGGUGGAUGUAGAUACCAGAGACGGUGAAGAAGUUGGUAAUGUGGACAGCGGACUGCGUGCAGUCGCAUGGACUAGCAACCAGGAGAUGUUGGCGCUUGUCACUGGUGCAGGAUCGUUGCUGGUCAUGAGUAACGACUGGGAGGUGCUCCAUGAGACGGAGAUCGAGAGUUCUAUGCCUUCGGAGUUGGAGCUCAGUACCUCUAGACAAGACGAAGAGAGUUGGUGCUGCGAACUCUGUUGGCGUGAAGACACCAAGUUUGUUGCGUUGAAUAUUGCAACGACGAGGAGAGACGAUGAUAGAGAGGAGAGUGAAGUAGUUCACAAGGUAUUGGUCUUCACGGACCAACUCGAGUUCCACGCACUCGGAAGACUGGAAGACGGACGUGCUAUCCCGGCACUUGGUUCAGCACUGCAUUGGAGUCAGAGUCUCGCAUUGAUUGCAAGUACCGAAUUGAGGAAGGGGAGAUUGGUUGUGGUCUUUUUCGAGCGCAACGGACUGCGGCAUGGCGAGUUUGUUAUCCCUGCCGUGUAUCGUGCGCCACAGUAUCGAGUCGGAAGGGUGAGGUGGAACACAACGUCGGAGACCAUUGCAGUGAGCUUGCAUCCUACGGGUAAAGACGACGACAACCAGCCACCCGUUAUUCAAUUAUGGUCGAGGAAUAAUUAUCACUGGUAUCUGAAGCAGGAGCUCCAACUUCGCACUGAUGAUCGACUUGUUGAUUUCAAUUGGGACGAAGAAGUAGCUGGCCGACUGAACGUCGUUGCUUGUUCAGCGCACAGCCAGACGCUUACUUUCUAUGAACACGAAUUUUCUUGGGAUAUUUGCAGUGUCGAAGCCGAACAAUUGACUCGCGGAGAGGGUCAGGAAGCGCGUCAGAGUGUGGCAAUGACGGGAGUUAUCGAUGGAUCAAAGCUGCUGCUUACGCCACUUCACCGUGCAAUGGUGCCACCACCGUUUGCUCUGCUUCAAGCCACGUUUGAUGCAGCAAUCAACUCAGUUGUGUUUGAUUCUCAGACCGAGACGUUACUCGUGCUGCUCGCCAAUGGAGAUGUGAUUCUUGUGGAGAACUACCUGACACCAACAGAUGUUCGUGCUUCAUCAGCAGGUUUACCUCCUCCACCAAACGCUGCUCGAAGCCGUUCUGACACACUGAUGUCGAUGACCACAGUAAAGUUGAUUCACGCUGGAUUGGAUGACGAACCUUUCACGCUUUCGAGUCUGCUCUGGGUUCGUUUUAGCCCCGAGUCUUGCCGACUCGUCUUUGCGGGUAAGACUGGAUGGCGGGAUCAGCUUGUGCUCUGCUCGAUGGACACCCUCAAUGCAAAUACAGAGACCGAAGGAGCCACAGUUUGUCCUGUUAAGCUCUUUGACGUCCGAAGAGCGUGCGAGGUGCUGCAGGAAUUUAUGGGAGCAAUCCAAGAGAUUGAGAAUGAUGGAGAAGAAGCAGAGGCUGCUUUGCUGCUGCCUUUCGUUACAAGCGCAGUGAAGCAGUCGCCUCCACGGUUUGACAAAGCUCUUGGAAAAGUUCAGAAGCUACUGCACCGAUCCGAAUGUGAUAACGAGACUUCUUCAGCUCAGAAUCGUGCGGCGGCAACGCGUGCUAUCAAGCACCUCAUUGUGCUGACAGACGUGGACAGUUUGUACUCGGAGGCGUUGGGCUUGUAUGAUCUGGACCUGGUACGAACCGUGGCUACUCAUUCUCAACGGGAUCCGAAGGAAUACGUUCCAUUCCUCGACCGUGUGGCACGUCUUGAGAACGAAAACUGGCGAAAGUACACGAUUGAUGUCCAUCUUGAGCGACUCGCACGAGCGCUGACUCACGUUGCUGCACUGAUUAACGAGACCAGUGCUGAGAACCAAGAGGAAAAAGUCAAGCUGCAUGGUAUUACUCUUGACUUGAUAAAGCAAGGAGAACUGUAUGACCAGGCCUUGGAACUAUUCCCCCACACCCCAGUGAAGCAGAGUGACCGUGCGUUCCGUCAACAAAUACUGAGACUAAAGGGCGAGUUCCUCGACGCGGAGAAGAAGUACGAGGCUGCGGCUUUCGUCUAUUUGGCGGCUUCAGAGAAGGAAAAAGCUCGACGUUCAUUCAUCGCUGCUCGCAAGUGGCAGAUGGCGUUGGCAUUAAGCGCUCGCGAUCAGACCCCCGACAAACUCCGCAAUGAAGCGUAUGCCCUUGCACAAGAACUUCUGAACAAUCAGCAACAAGACGGAGCUGUUGACGAUGUUCUUGCAGUGUCAAGAAUCUACGUCGAAUACUGCAAUGACAUUGACGAAGCAGUGGCGCUGCUAGUCACGCAUCAACAAUGGGCAGAGGCGUUGCGUAUAGCUUAUCUACAUCAGCGUGACGACCUAGUAGAGAGCGAUAUAGAACCUGGUGUGUUGCAGUGCUGCGACGAUGUCCAGGAGGAGUUGGAACGCAAGGAAAAACAGUAUUUCAAGUACUGGAAGCGUCUGACUACAAUUUGCGAACAAAAGAGGCUCUUCAAGCUGCAUGGUAUCGACGGUAGUCGAUGGGAUCACGGCGACGGUGAUACUGAUGCUGGAAGCAUUCGUUCUGGCGCUUCGAGCGCUGCUGACAGCGCUCUAUCGUAUGCUUCGGUCAGUUCAGUGGGCAGUCACAACAGUGCCGCUAGUAUCGGUAACUUCUCGAUGCAGUCACUGUCAAUGGCGACAGCUAGCCACUUUUACGCUACCCAAGCGCUGAGUACUGGCAAGAAACCCAAAACAAAAGCAAAGCAUGGAGGCAUCCCUUCUCGUCGAGAGAGGCGAAAGAGGAUGAAGGAAGGUAGCGCCGAAGAGGAAGCGUAUGUUGAACAACAGCUUUCGGAACUGCGACCGAAUGCAGCGUUAGCACGAGAGAUUGGGGGUCUGCUCGAAAUGCUGAUCUUCUUUGGCCACGUACAACAAGCUCAGAAGUUGCAGACACAACUGGCAAGUUUCGAAAAGUGA
This is a messenger RNA of Phytophthora nicotianae INRA-310, 3267 nucleotides long. RefSeq lists its product as hypothetical. NCBI's taxonomy places the organism in Eukaryota, Oomycota, Peronosporomycetes, Peronosporales, Peronosporaceae. Gene Ontology annotation, biological process: tRNA wobble base 5-methoxycarbonylmethyl-2-thiouridinylation. Gene Ontology annotation, molecular function: tRNA binding. The transcript is spliced from 3 exons. The record is from RefSeq and is a predicted model, not a curated record. The coding region runs from base 1 to 3267 and encodes 1088 amino acids. Gene Ontology annotation, cellular component: elongator holoenzyme complex; cytosol.